Messenger RNA from Balearica regulorum gibbericeps (East African grey crowned-crane), 524 nucleotides. NCBI's taxonomy places the organism in Eukaryota, Metazoa, Chordata, Aves, Gruiformes, Gruidae. The record is from RefSeq and is a predicted model, not a curated record.
GCCAGUCGGCCCCGGCCAGCCACCUCAUCCGGGUGGAAGGCAACAACCUCUCCCAGUACGUGGACGACCCCGUGACGGGAAGGCAGAGCGUGAUGGUGCCCUAUGAGCCCCCGCAGGUGGGGACCGAGUUCACCACCAUCCUGUACAACUUCAUGUGCAACAGCAGCUGCGUGGGAGGAAUGAACAGGAGGCCCAUCCUCAUCAUCAUCACCCUGGAGACGAGAGACGGGCAAGUCCUAGGAAGGAGAUCGUUCGAGGGACGGAUCUGUGCCUGUCCCGGCAGAGACCGGAAAGCUGAUGAAGACCAUUACCGAGAGCAACAAGCCCUGAAUGAGAGCGCAGCUAAAAACGGCAAUGCCAACAAACGCACAUUCAAGCAGAGCCCCCAGGGCAUCCCAGCACUGGGGGCCGGCAUGAAGAAGCGGAGGCACGGGGAGGAGGAGAUGUACUACGUGCCUGUUCGAGGCCGGGAGAACUUUGAGAUCCUGAUGAAGAUAAAGGAGAGCCUGGAGCUGGUGGAGCUG